AUGCCGACCAGGUCGGGUACGCCGCUUCGCACCCCCUCCAAGUCAGCCAAUAGCUUUGACGUACUGGGUGUUGAUCAUUUGAAUUCAGAGGAAGACCAGAAAAGUUUAAAAAAUUUGUCGCCGAUGAUGACACGCUCGAAAACGAGGGCGAAGAGCAAGGCGUCUCGGAGCCAACUGGCACCAUCUAACGCAUCGCAGCCAUCUCCCAAGCUGAGCUCGGAUCCAGCCCUCAAAUCAAAGACAAGCUCGCUCCGGCAACGCACGCCAGCUGCACCGACGCAUGCCAAGGCGGCAACGAGUACGGCCGGAGCUACGACGCCAACAACAGCAUCUCAGCCUCCUGUGUUUUGGAAAAAAGUCCAAGAGCGUGUCAUAUUCUCACUUUUAAUGAUUGCUGGCUUCACAUUUAAUUUGGCCAUGGGCCCCUCCUAUAUGAUUCUGCUGGUGCUCGUGCUGGAGACACUUGUCUACCGAGAAGUCACGGCUCUAUUUAAUGUACCUGGUCGCACACUGUUGUCGCCUCAAUCCCAAAAUGAGGCAGAAGAGGAAGAGGACAGGAUGUCACAGCGCGAAUCGAGCCGCGAGGAGCUUUGGAAUAAGACGCUGAGCUGGUACUUUUUUGCCGUGUGCAAUUUCUUCCUGUACGGUGAGUCGCUCGUGUACUACUUCAAGCACAUCAUCAUGGUGGACUCAUUCUUUCUGCGCUUUGCGCCGCACCAUCGCUUCAUAUCCUUUAUGUUGUACAUUUUUGGGUUCAUGGCAUUCGUCUCGAAUUUGAAGCGCAAGAACCUAAAGCACCAGUUUGCCCUGUUCUGUUGGGUGCACAUGUCGCUCAUGCUUAUUGUGUUGUCGAGUCAUUUCUUGGUGGACAAUAUUUUGGAAGGUAUCAUUUGGUUCUGGGUCCCUGCCAGCCUGGUGAUCUGCAACGAUGUGUUUGCCUACAUCUGCGGUAUGAUCUUUGGACGGACGCCCCUGAUUAGUCUGAGCCCGAAAAAGACGGUCGAGGGCUUUGUGGGCGCUUUGCUUAUCACGCUCGUAUUCGCUUGGUUCUGGGCAGGCUUCUUCCAACGAUUUGACUACAUGGUCUGCCCGGCCGUGAGUCUUGGCAUGAGCGCCUUCCACCCGCCGCGCUGCAACGUGAACCCUGUGUUUUCGCUGCACAAGACGCCCCUGCCUGCCACAUUAGCACAUGGACUGACGGCGGUGAUGGGCCGGCCUAUUACCACCGUCUCAUGGACACCAUUCCAGUGGCACGCCGUGGUCAUGGCAGCCUUCGCCAGUCUGGUUGCGCCAUUUGGUGGCUUCUUUGCCAGUGGCUUCAAGCGUGCAUUCAAGAUCAAAGACUUUGGUCACAGUAUUCCGGGACACGGUGGUCUGACCGACCGAUUCGACUGCCAGUUCCUCAUGGGUCUCUUCAGCUACGUUUAUUACUCUUCGCUCAUUCGUGAGUCCCGCAUUAGUGUGCAGAUGAUCAUGCAGAUGAUUAUCACGCAACUGCCGAUCGAAGAGCAGAAGCAGCUGCUGUACAACCUCACCUCGUACCUAGCUGAUGAGAACUAG
Molecule: messenger RNA, 1560 nt
Organism: Malassezia restricta
Lineage: Eukaryota; Fungi; Basidiomycota; Malasseziomycetes; Malasseziales; Malasseziaceae
Product: phosphatidate cytidylyltransferase
Exons: 1
Coding region: 1-1560 (519 amino acids)
Cellular component (GO): endoplasmic reticulum membrane
Molecular function (GO): phosphatidate cytidylyltransferase activity
Source: RefSeq, a predicted model, not a curated record